AUGCCGGAACCUCUAACAGCGCCCACGCGUCAUACUAAACGGCCUACCAGUGCUUUUCAGAUUGCCGACGCGUCCUCCUCCUUGGAAGGUCGUGUAUUGUGGAAUAGUGUCUGUCCAGGGUAUUCUUCACUUGGCCAUUCCAAAGUCGUACUCGAUGAUAGUCGUUACUCAGGUGGUAUUCGACGAGACGGAUCUUUUUCAAUCCCUGAUGUCGACGAAGGUUCAUACAUCCUCAACGUACUCUCACACGACAUCAUGUUCGACUCAUUCCGCGUCGACGUCCACUCCCCAGGCGAAAGUCUCCCCGACGUUCGACCAUACGUCCAAGGCACCCCACACAACCCUCCCUCAACCAUCACCCUCCAAUACCCAAUCGCACUCACACCCCGACAAAAAGCAAACUACUUCGUCGAACCUCAAUCCUUCAACGCACUCGGCAUGUUACAAAACCCAAUGGUUUUAAUGAUGCUUGUCAUGGGUGUACUCGUUAUCGGAUUGCCCUAUCUCAUCAAAAACCUCGACCCCGAAGUAGCAAAAGAACUCAACGAACGACAAUCCCGAGUAUCAGGUAUCCAAAGUUCCAUACAAUCCGGUGACUUUCGUAGCGGGUUCGUCCAAAUUCAUACUCUUUAUCGAUAA
Molecule: messenger RNA, 639 nt
Organism: Fomitiporia mediterranea MF3/22
Lineage: Eukaryota; Fungi; Basidiomycota; Agaricomycetes; Hymenochaetales; Hymenochaetaceae
Exons: 5
Coding region: 1-639 (212 amino acids)
Cellular component (GO): EMC complex
Source: RefSeq, a predicted model, not a curated record